AUGAAUGUUUCAUCUCAUAAUAAAUUAGAUGAUGUUAUUAUUCGAACAAAAUUCUCAUCAUUACAUGGGACAGCAGAUAAUCGUGGUAUUUUCUAUGCAAUAUUAUAUGCAGGUACUCUUGAUAACAGCACGUUGAAUAAUGAUUCAACUAUUUCUACAGAAAAGGUAAAAUAUACAAAGAAGAAGGAUGAGGUAAAAAUUCUUUUUUUUCUAAAUUCUUAGAUUUAGUUUACAAGGGAACCUCUCCAGGUGUCAAAUCGCUUUUCGCUCAGGACCAUUGCCAUUCAAUAGGUCCUAGUGAGCAGUGAAAAAGUCUAUCUUGGUUUGGGUGCAUGGGCCUCUGAGACUGAGCUAUUGAAUUUUUAGUGAGUUUUUCCUGCAGGACCCCAGUUUUCCAGCAAAUAUAUUUUUUCGAAUUUUGACCUGCAACUUUGCCCACACGAAGACCUCAACUAAACUAGCUUCCAUAAAAAACUUCAGAACUUUUGAACAAAGUGUCUCCGAGAUAUAAAUUUUUCACGAUAUAGGCGCUUUUUCAUAGAGUGUAUAAAACAUGCAUCUUUUGGAAAAUUCAUAUCUCAGAGAGACUUUGUUCAAAAGUUCUGAAAUUUUUUAUGGAAGCUAGUUUAGUUGAGGUCUUCGUGUGGGCAAAGUUUCAGGUCAAAAUUCGAAAAAAUAUAUUUGCUGGAAAACUGGGGUCCUGCAGGAAAAACUCACUACAAAAUUCAAAAGCUCAGUCCCAGAGGCUCAUGCACCCAAACCAAGAUAGACUUUUUCACUGCUCACUAGGACCUAUCGAAUGGC
Molecule: messenger RNA, 804 nt
Organism: Rotaria sp. Silwood2
Lineage: Eukaryota; Metazoa; Rotifera; Eurotatoria; Philodinida; Philodinidae
Source: the annotation of a GenBank genome assembly